CAUUACAGUUAUGAAGUAACAACGAAAAUAAUUUUAUGGUUGGGUCACAACAUGAGGAACUGUAUUUAAAGGGCCAGAAAGUUGAGAACCACUGAUAGAUCUUAGGAUUGGCAAGACUACGUACCUACGUAAAAGAUAGCUGUGGUGCCGAGGGAGGCGGGAAAUAACUCCCAGGUUUUGACUGGAGUGGACCAAAGAGCAACAAGGCCGCAGAGAAAGGUGACAGCCCAGUUUGGAAGGGGUUGAGUUUGGGGAGCCUGGGAGCCACUCAAGGAUGCAGUCCAUCCCCGGCAGGAACUGAGACGGGAGGCGGGUUCCGGGCCCCGCCCUCGGGCCUGAGAGAUGCGAGGAGAAGGCACGCACGGAGCAGCAGGACGUGGGUUCCCCUGCCUCUCGGGUUUCUUCCGCAGCAGCGGCAGGAAGGGCGUGGGGGACUGCGAGACAAAGACCCCGCAGGCCCCGCCUCUGUCCAGGCGGCCCCUUUAAGAAGCGCGCCCCCAGCCUCUAGCCCGGCCUCGUAUGCAAAUAUAGCGGCGAGGCGGGAGCGCGCGGCCGAUCCCCGGGACCGGGCUGCGGCGGUUAGUCCUCUCCCGGCCGCCGUCGCCUCCGACAUAUUGCCCGCAGGAGCUGCGGCGGCGAAGCAGAGCGCGCCGGGGGGAGGAGAUGGGAGGACGAAGAGGUCCCAACAGGACAUCCUACUGUCGUAAUCCGCUGUGUGAGCCAGGGUCCUCCGGGGGCUCUGGUGGGGGCCACACUUCCAGUGCAUCAGUCACCAGUGUCCGUUCCCGCACCAGGAGCAGUUCUGGGACGGGCCUCUCCAGCCCCCCACUGGCCACCCAGACAGUCGUUCCCCUACAACACUGCAAGAUCCCGGAGCUGCCAGUUCAAGCCAGCAUUCUGUUUGAGCUGCAGCUCUUCUUCUGCCAGCUCAUAGCCCUCUUCGUUCACUACAUCAAUAUCUACAAGACAGUGUGGUGGUACCCGCCUUCCCACCCGCCUUCCCACACCUCCCUGAAUUUCCACCUGAUCGACUUCAACUUGCUGAUGGUGACCACCAUCGUGCUGGGCCGCCGCUUCAUUGGGUCCAUCGUGAAGGAGGCUUCUCAGAGGGGGAAGGUCUCCCUCUUUCGCUCCAUCCUGCUGUUCCUCACCCGCUUCACCGUUCUCACGGCAACAGGCUGGAGUCUGUGCCGCUCCCUCAUCCACCUCUUCAGGACCUACUCCUUCCUGAACCUCCUGUUCCUCUGCUAUCCGUUUGGGAUGUACAUUCCGUUCUUGCAGCUGAACUGUGACAUCCGCAAGACAAAUCUCUUCAGCCACAUGGCUUCCAUGGGUCCCCGGGAGGCUGUCAGUGGCCUGGCACGGAGCCGGGACUACCUGCUGACUCUGCGGGAGACGUGGAAGCAGCACACGCGGCAGCUGUACGGCCCAGACUCCAUGCCCACCCAUGCCUGCUGCCUGUCGCCCAGCCUCAUCCGCAGCGAGGUGGAGUUCCUCAAGAUGGACUUCAACUGGCGCAUGAAGGAAGUGCUGGUCAGCUCCAUGCUGAGCGCCUAUUACGUGGCCUUCGUGCCUGUCUGGUUCGUGAAGAACACUCAUUACUACGACAAGCGCUGGUCCUGCGAGCUCUUCCUCCUGGUGUCCAUCAGCACCUCAGUGAUCCUCAUGCAGCACCUGCUGCCUGCCAGCUACUGCGACCUACUGCACAAGGCCGCUGCCCACCUUGGCUGCUGGCAAAAAGUGGACCCAGCGCUGUGCUCCAACGUGCUGCAGCACCCGUGGACUGAAGAAUGCAUGUGGCCGCAGGGCGUGCUGGUGAAGCACAGCAAGAACGUCUACAAAGCAGUGGGUCACUACAAUGUGGCCAUCCCCUCUGAUGUCUCCCACUUCCGGUUCCACUUCUUUUUCAGCAAACCUCUGCGGAUCCUCAACAUCCUCCUGCUGCUGGAGGGUGCUGUCAUUGUCUACCAGCUGUACUCCUUAAUGUCUUCUGAAAAGUGGCACCAGACCAUCUCACUGGCGCUCAUCCUCUUCAGCAACUACUACGCCUUCUUCAAGCUGCUGCGGGACCGCCUGGUACUGGGCAAGGCCUACUCAUACUCGGCCAACCCCCAGAGGGACCUGGACCACCGGUUCUCCUGAGCCCAGGGCAACCCCAGGGACCGCAUCCAGGCUUCAGCCAGCGGAUCCCUGGGAAGGGGCUGUGGGGGGGGGGGAGGGGGGUAAAAAACCCCAAAAACUGACAAAAAAAAUCCACCAGAGCUUUGUAUUUUUGUUACAUACUGUUUUUUUCUUUGAUAAUUGAUAUGAUUAUGAGGAAAAAAAGUCCUAUUUUUAUACUCCUAA
Myotis myotis is the source of this 2346-nucleotide messenger RNA. It is a transcript of the gene TMEM39B, whose product is annotated as transmembrane protein 39B. The coding region runs from base 664 to 2142 and encodes 492 amino acids. NCBI's taxonomy places the organism in Eukaryota, Metazoa, Chordata, Mammalia, Chiroptera, Vespertilionidae. The transcript is spliced from 9 exons. Gene Ontology annotation, cellular component: membrane. The record is from RefSeq and is a predicted model, not a curated record.